AGCUGCUGCCGCUGUCCCCGGCGCUGUCGCCGCCUCCUGCCCGCCUGUUCGUUCCCGCACGGCCGCGGCUGUGGCGGUCCCGAGCUCAAUGGCACCCCGAAAGAAGUUAAAGGGUCUCGUAGCUGCUACCAUCACUCCAAUGACUCCGGAUGGAAAAAUUAACCUCCCAGUGAUUCGUCAGUACGUGGAUUAUCUGGUAAAUGAGCAGAAUGUGAAGAACAUUUUUGUGAAUGGCACAACAGGAGAAGGCCUAUCCCUUAGCAUCCAGGAGAGGAAGCAGUUGGCAGAAGAAUGGAUGUGCCAGGGAAAAGACAAAUUGGACCACGUGAUCAUUCAUGUGGGAGCACUGAAUCUGCCAGAGUGCCAAGAGCUGGCAAGACAUGCAGCAGCCAUAGGUGCUGAUGGCAUUGCUGUCAUAGCCCCCUUCUUCUUCAAACCCACAAACAAAGAUGAGCUGAUUGCUUUCAUGCAGAAGGUUGCAUCUGAAGCCCCUGAGGUGCCAUUUUAUUACUAUCACAUUCCUCCUCUAACAGGUGUGAAGAUUCGUGUGGAAGAGUUGCUGGAUGGGAUAAAAGCACAGAUCCCCACCUUCCAGGGUGUGAAGUUCAGUGACACAGACCUCUUGGACCUGGCACAGUGCAUACACAAGAAUGAAACAGGGGAGUUUGAAUUUCUUUAUGGGGUGGAUGAGCAACUGUUGGGUGCACUGGCACUAGGGGCAAAUGGAGCAGUUGGAAGUACAUACAACUACUUAGGCCGACAGACCAAUCUGAUGUUGCAAGCCUUUGCAAAGCCAGACCUUGCCUUGGCACAGCAGUAUCAGUUUCUCACUGGGGAAUUUCUCAACUUUGUCAUCAAGCUGGGUUUUGGUGUUGCACAGACUAAAGCUGUGAUGACCUCUGUUUCUGGCAUUCCCAUGGGACCUCCACGGCUUCCUCUUGUUGCUGCCUCCAGUGAGUUCAUCAUCAAGGCCAAAGCCAAGCUGGACAGCAUUGCGUGGCCUAAUGGUGACUGACCAUGGAGUCAUGGGGUCUUUACACUGAGAAGGACCUCUAGGAUCAUCAGGCCCAACCAUUAACCUGACACUCCUGAGUCCAACACUGAGCCACAUCCUCAAGUGCCACAUGUAUGAUGUUGUUCACUUCCAUGUCCAUCUGGAGGUUUCUUUUCUGGGAUUAUCUGUCAUGUGACACAUCCCCCACAUGAUGGGCAGGAUUUCUUUCAGGGAACUGGCACUGUGCCCAAGCCCCUUCCUGUUAGGGCUGGCUUUGCUGGGGCACGUGGCCUGACAUUUUACACUGCUCCCCUGGAGCUUUGCAUGUUCCAGGACUGACUGGGAUUGUUUAAUAAAAAAAGCAAAUAUUUCCCACUUGGAGGAGAGGGCUGAUGACUUUUGCCUAGAAAGGAGGAAGAUCUGUCUUGACCCCCUCUCAGCUGUGUUUUGUUCUCUCCAUGAGGACACUACAUUGUGGGUUUAAACAGCAGUGUGACACCAUCAUUGCUCAGGCUGGUAUCUGUUCAACAGAGUCACUGGGACACUGUCUGUGCAUGUAAAAUCCUGCUUCUGUCUGAUCUCUGUGUUUAUACACCUUAAUGCAAAAUUAAAAAGAGAAACCCCUUUUGUAA
Messenger RNA from Melospiza melodia melodia, 1626 nucleotides. RefSeq names its product N-acetylneuraminate pyruvate lyase (gene NPL). The coding region runs from base 89 to 1015 and encodes 308 amino acids. NCBI's taxonomy places the organism in Eukaryota, Metazoa, Chordata, Aves, Passeriformes, Passerellidae. Gene Ontology annotation, molecular function: N-acetylneuraminate lyase activity. The record is from RefSeq and is a predicted model, not a curated record. Gene Ontology annotation, biological process: N-acetylneuraminate catabolic process. The transcript is spliced from 12 exons.